GCGGUUCCACUCUGAGAGCCCUCACUUAACUUCAACCGGCAAUAUCCACAUUUCUUUGGACUUUCAAAUCAUAUUCUGGCGAGUGGCAAGGACCUUCAACACUUUCCAUUCAGUUAAGGUGUAGGUGUAUAUUGGUUGACACUCCAUAUUCUUGAAUCUUGUCUAGAGCUGCAAUAAACCAGACAGCGUUCCAAACAAAAGCCACUGAAUGACUUGGCUAUAGCCGACAGCCUACAUGCAUUGUUUUUAUCUAGCUAUAGCUUGAUUUAGUACAUUUUUAUUGGUGCCCAGCUAAACUGUGAAUAACUGUGAAUAGCUAUGAAUAAAUCUAAGCUAGCAAUCGGACUUUUAGUCGUUGGCACUCUGACGCUAGUUUUUGGAACAGUUAUAGUUUUCGUUGGACCAAUCAUUAUCGACAACCAAAUAGUCAAGAACUUAGUGAUAGACCCUAAGAAUGAGAUGUCCUACACCAUGUGGAAGGAUGUCCCUGUCCCCUUCUUCAUGACUGUCUAUUUCUUCAAUGUCCUGAACCCUACUGAAGUCCUGGCUGGAGAGAAACCCAUGGUGGAGCAGAGAGGACCUUAUGUAUACAGGAAGCAUAUUCAGAAGCAGAACAUCACGUUCCAUCCAAACCACACUGUGUCGUAUCUUGAAUACAGGAGCUACUUCUUUGAGCCCAGCAUGUCAGUGGGCAAUGAGUCGGAUGUGGUCACCAUCCCCAACAUGCUGGUGUUGGGUGCAGCAGUGAUGAUGGAGAACUUGCCGUUCGCAGUGCGUCUGAUGAUCAGCACCACCUUCAAGACCUUUAAGGAGGGACCUUUCCUCACCAAGUCUGUAGGAAAGCUGAUGUGGGGCUACGACAGCAAGCUGGUGGACUUCCUCAAUAAAUGGCUCCCUGGGAUGCUGCCCUCCACUGGCAAGUUUGGCCUUUUUGCUGAGUUCAACAACUCAAACACUGGUUUGUUCACAAUCCACACUGGCAAAGAUGACAUCAGGCUGAUUCACAAAGUGGACUCAUGGAAUGGCCUGACCAAGUUGACCAAUUGGAAGACUCCUCAGUGUAACAUGAUCAAUGGUACAGCAGGACAAAUGUGGCCUCCCUUCAUGACUAAAGAAUCUACACUGCCCUUCUACAGUCCUGACGCCUGCAGAUCUUUGGAGAUGGUGUACCAGCGUGAGGGGAUAAUGGAGGGGAUUCCUCUGUAUCGUUACGUGGCACCUAAGACUCUGUUCGCUAAUGGCUCAGACUACGCUCCCAACGAGGGAUUCUGUCCCUGCAGACAGUCUGGCCUCCUCAACGUCAGCAGCUGCAGAUCCAACUCCCCAGUGUUUAUCUCCCACCCGCACUUCUACAAUGCUGACCCUGUCCUGCUGGACUAUGUACAGGGACUUCAGCCUACUGAGGACCAACAUGGACUCUUCAUAGACAUCCACCCUGAGACUGGUGUACCUCUGAAUGUGUCUAUCCGUCUGCAGCUCAACUUGUAUAUGAAGAAAGUGUCUGGGAUCACGGAAACGGGGAAGAUCUCUGAGGUGAUGAUGCCCAUGAUGUGGUUUGAGGAGAAUGGUUAUAUCGACGGUGAAAUCCUGGCGACGUUCCACACUAACCUGGUGCUAUUGCCAAUGGUGAUGGUGUACAUGCAGUACUGUUUCAUAGUCCUGGGCCUGGCCACCGUACUGGGGGUUGUACUACUAUACUACAGGAACAAGGCAUCUGUUAAAGACACCGUAAACAGCGCAGAUGCCCUCAAACAACAGACGGACAAAUGUAUCGUGAAUGACACAGAUAAGAUGUGAGAGGACUGUCAUACAGGACACCAACGGGAGCGAACAAACCCCUCUACUACAGCACUGGGUGGACACACACAGAUAGCAGUCUAGCCCAGUGCUGCAGGGCUCUGUGUUUGAGACUGAAACCCUAUAGCCACUGACUGACAAUUCUCUCUC
This is a messenger RNA of Oncorhynchus mykiss (rainbow trout), 1947 nucleotides long. Its product is annotated as scavenger receptor class B member 1. Gene Ontology annotation, cellular component: caveola; cytoplasm. Lineage: Eukaryota; Metazoa; Chordata; Actinopteri; Salmoniformes; Salmonidae. The record is from RefSeq and is a predicted model, not a curated record. Gene Ontology annotation, biological process: plasma lipoprotein particle clearance; cholesterol import; recognition of apoptotic cell. Gene Ontology annotation, molecular function: low-density lipoprotein particle binding; lipid binding; scavenger receptor activity.